AUGUCUGCUGGUGCUGCUGCAUGCCCAUCAGCUUCUGAAGCACCAUCUUCUGUUCAGAAAGAACCUUCUACUGUUGCUGCUGCUACAGCCAUUGUUGCUGCAGCACCUGGGAUCUCAUCCAUGAUGCCAUCAGAAAUCUGUUUGGUUACUGAAGAGCCUCAUCCAGACACUGGUUCAUCACAGCAAGAGCAGUGUUUGCACAACCAGCUACUCAACAAACACCAGCAGGAACACAUCACUGCACAGCAGGAACAGAUCAACCAGCAACUUCAACAGCUCAAACAGCAGCAGCAGCAGCUCCAACAGCAGCAGCUCCAACUGGAACAGCAGUCAAUCCCAUCUCCAACCACUGUCAUGAGCCCAACUGUCCCUGUGAGACCAGAGAUGCUGCUGCCAAUGGCCCAACCCCUGCCUCCCAAUGCCAAGAUUGCUGCCUUCCAAGAGUGUAUCAAAGAAAUUCCUGGCAAUACAUUGGCUCCAGCUCUGGCAGUGAAUGUUACAGAUGCUGCCAGGACCCGAAACAUCAAAUCUGAUAAUACCACUUCUGUGGAGCAUGAUUCUCAAGUUGUCCUCCAGAAAGAAAUAGCUGAUGUUGCCAAGCUGUUAUGCAACCAUGCAGCUGCAGCAAUUGUUGAUGCUGUGGAGACACAGUUCAAGGCCAUGCAGGGACAAGAGGUGUGGAUUGCUCUGUUCACCAGCACAUACCAUUGA
Dacryopinax primogenitus is the source of this 711-nucleotide messenger RNA. RefSeq lists its product as uncharacterized. Lineage: Eukaryota; Fungi; Basidiomycota; Dacrymycetes; Dacrymycetales; Dacrymycetaceae. The record is from RefSeq and is a predicted model, not a curated record. Bases 1 to 711 code for a protein of 236 amino acids. The transcript is spliced from 3 exons.